Messenger RNA from Racocetra fulgida, 235 nucleotides. The record is from the annotation of a GenBank genome assembly. Lineage: Eukaryota; Fungi; Glomeromycota; Glomeromycetes; Diversisporales; Gigasporaceae.
GGUAAUGAUAUCGGCCUUACCACGGCAGAAGGAAACCAGCAAAGCACCGUUGAAAUUAAUAGAGACACGAGUACGUCACAAGGUAACUACCCCCCAUCCCCAGUCAUCAACAAUCUGAUAAUUAAAGCAAGUUUGGAGGAAGUAGGUGAGAAUAGGGUUAGAUCAUAUAAAUCGACGGCCAGAAAAUACCCUACUAUAAACUAUGAAGCAAUCAAAGAAAUUCCAACAAUCCAGG